UUAAACAAUGCAUAUAUAUACAGCAGUCGCGUGCAUCUGGCAACAUCAAGAGUUUAUAAACGAAAAUUCUAUCAUUUUCUUUUUGUUCUGGUGAGAUUGUAUAAGUUAUGAGGGAAAAAAGAAACUACUCACGCCUGCAUACCGCCCUAGUACAUCAUACAUAACUGGAAUGCAUGUACUGCGUAACGUGGAUAAGGCUGUAAAUUUAAACUUUAGGUACCUUUCCGCCGGGGCUGCUAGGUACAGGUAGGCACGCACCACCUUAUUCAAACAAUACCUUUCAACGCUUGCCAAACUACGUCAAAGCUUCUCCCAGCCUGUCAUUUUUCAGUGCAAUCAAAAGAACAAUUUCUUUCGGAACUCUGUUCUUAUUAUCAAUAGGUACAUAGGUACUUAGCUCUGCCGUCUCUAAGCCUCAUCGCCGCUUAGACCAAGCCAUUAAACCGAUCUUAAAACAGACGGCGAAUUCACAAUACGAUUGAUUAUCGGACAAGAACCAUCACUUUCAUCACCCUAUUAUCCAAUUCAUAAGAAUAAAGGGAAAAAACACAAUGGCAACCCGUCGCAUUAUUUCAACCGAGAAGACCAUUCUCGACAAAGAUGACGACGACCUCACCACCGACCAUGCCGGCCAGCCACAGUCGAGUAACACCGCGCCAGCCGUCCCUAUGGAUGUAAUUCUCAAGCUUUUAGCAUUUACUUUCGCCAUGGUAAUAGUACCAAUCGGUUCCUAUUUCCUAACGGUGAACACCAUUUUCAAAGGAAAUUCCACAUAUGCGGGUGGAUUGGCAGCUAUCAUGGCUAAUGUGGUGCUCAUAGGUUAUGUGAUUGUCGCUAUGAACGAAGACCAAUCAGACCAACUUGCGGCUAAGAAGAAAGGCGGGAAGAAAGAGUAAUCGAAAGGACUUAAGAGUCGCUUUGGAAUGUUCUCUGUCGGAGAUACGGGAUAUUGUGUAUCAUUACUCCGAGACGCAAAGUUUGGCCUUACUUUGAGGGAAGAGGCCAAAAUGCCGUAUACCAACUUAUUACUCUAUCUUGUCCUUUGUCAAAGGAAACCCGAGGGUCCUCUUUUUGUAAGAGUAUCACUCUGAACUCGUUAUUUACGGUCAUGGAAAUUCAGCAUGCAAUAUCAGUCAU
Messenger RNA from Hypoxylon trugodes, 1137 nucleotides. RefSeq names its product VMA21-like domain-containing protein. The transcript has 3 exons. Gene Ontology annotation, biological process: vacuolar proton-transporting V-type ATPase complex assembly. The record is from RefSeq and is a predicted model, not a curated record. NCBI's taxonomy places the organism in Eukaryota, Fungi, Ascomycota, Sordariomycetes, Xylariales, Hypoxylaceae. Bases 552 to 896 code for a protein of 114 amino acids. Gene Ontology annotation, cellular component: endoplasmic reticulum membrane.